AUGAUGGACGGCCGCCUGCUAGAGCAUCCGCACGCCCAGUUCGGGGGCUCGCUGGGCGGCGUGGUGGGCUUCCCCUACCCGUUGGGCCACCACCACGUGUAUGAGCUGGCCGGCCACCAGCUGCAGUCGGCCGCUGCCGCCGCCGCCGCCGCCGCCUCGGUACCCUUCUCCAUCGACGGACUGCUGAGCGGUUCGUGCGCCGCCGCCGCAUCGGUGGUCACCCCCACGCCGCUGCUACCGGCCGCCUGCGGGGUCGGUGGCGACAGCCAGCCCUUCAAGCUGUCAGACUCUGGGGACCCGGACAAGGAGAGCCCGGGCUGCAAGCGGCGGCGCACCCGCACCAACUUCACAGGCUGGCAGCUGGAGGAGUUGGAAAAGGCGUUCAACGAAAGCCACUACCCCGACGUGUUCAUGCGCGAGGCGCUGGCUUUGCGUCUCGACCUGGUCGAGUCCCGAGUGCAGGUUUGGUUCCAAAACCGCCGAGCCAAGUGGAGGAAGAAGGAGAACACGAAGAAAGGGCCAGGGCGGCCGGCGCACAACUCGCACCCUACCACGUGCAGCGGCGAGCCCAUGGACCCAGAGGAGAUUGCGCGCAAGGAGCUGGAGAAGAUGGAGAAGAAGAAGCGCAAGCAUGAGAAGAAGCUGCUCAAGAGCCAGGGCCGCCACCUACACUCGCCCGGCGGCCUGUCCCUGCACAGCGCGCCCAGCUCCGACAGCGAUAGCGGCGGCGGCGGCCUGUCUCCGGAGCCACCCGAGCCGCCGCCAACCGCCGCGGCCACGGCCAAGGGUCCUAACACCCCGGUUGCCGCCGGGUCCGCGUCCGCCCCGCACGGCGAGUCCCCCGCGCCCGCCGCCUGCGACCCCGCCUUCUAUCCGAGCCAAAGAAGCGGCGCCGGCCCGCAUCCACGGCCAGGUCGGCCCGCUGACCAGGACGCGGCCCCGUGUGCGCCGGGGGCGGCGGGGGUGGGCCUGCCCAAGGCCAGCCCGUUCAGCGUGGAGAGCCUGCUGUCCGACUCGCCGCCGCGCAGGAAAGCCGCCGCAGCCGUUAGCGCUGCAGCGGCGGCGGGGCUGGACUUCGCGCCCGGGCUGCCCUGCACGCCGCGGACCCUCAUCGGCAAGGGCCACUUCUUGCUCUACCCCAUCACGCAACCGCUGGGCUUCUUGGUGCCGCAGGCCGCGCUCAAGGGCAGCGCGGGCGGGGAGACCAAGGAUGCGCCCCCCGCGUCCCUGGCUCACACCGGCUUCGGUGCCUUCCCUGGGGCCGGCGGCGUCCCGGACCAGGCCUUCGCGCGCCGAAGUCCCGAAGCCGGCGCCUCCACGGGAGUUCCCGCGGCCUUGGGGGACACGGCCGAGGGUGGCGGCAGCGGGGACGGUGUGGAGGCUGGGGCUACCUGCCCCGCGCCUCCGCCACCAUCUCCUGGGCCUGGCCCGAGUGCGCCCAGCCCCGCCGGUGAGCCGGCCACCUGCGGGGCCCCAGAGCACGGCGCAGCCGCGGCGGAAGGUAGCGUGCCCGAGGGCGACGAGGUGGAUAUGGACUGA
Chrysochloris asiatica (Cape golden mole) is the source of this 1539-nucleotide messenger RNA. RefSeq names its product UNC homeobox (gene UNCX). Gene Ontology annotation, biological process: regulation of DNA-templated transcription. Lineage: Eukaryota; Metazoa; Chordata; Mammalia; Afrosoricida; Chrysochloridae. The record is from RefSeq and is a predicted model, not a curated record. The transcript is spliced from 3 exons. Gene Ontology annotation, molecular function: sequence-specific double-stranded DNA binding; DNA-binding transcription factor activity, RNA polymerase II-specific. The coding region runs from base 1 to 1539 and encodes 512 amino acids.